AUGGUCACCACCCCUUACUUUGUGGAAGAUGAAGCACAUUUAACCUUCAAACUACCUCCAGAAGAAAUGUCAGGGGAUGGGAUAGCCCAGAGAUGGGACUACACGCAGAUCAGCGUCCAGAAUUUGUCCUACAAGUGGACCAUCAGCAACUUCAGUUUUAUUCUGGAGGGAAUGCGGGGACACAUUAGAAGCCCAACUUUCUCAAUAGGAGCCAAUGAGAAAUGGUAUUUGAAAAUACACCGGGACGAGAUCAAUGAAGAAAGGACAACUUACCUGUCAGUUUACCUGAUGUUGCUCAGCUGUCCAAAGAAUCAUGUUUGGGCAAAGUUCCAGUUCUGGAUCGAAACCGCGGAAGGAGAGGAAACACGAAGUAUGAAGAGCCCAAAAGCCUUUGUGUUUGUGCCAUACUACAGCUGGGGAUUCAAAAACUUCAUUCGUAGAGAUUUCCUCUUGUCCCAUGCCGACUGGCUUCUCCCAGAUGACAAGUUCACCCUCCACUGCAAGGUGAGCAUGGCCCAGGACUCCUUUAGCAUCUCCGACCAGAACAGGAAGCCAGGGAUUCAGGUUCCCAAGUGCACACUGGCAGAUGAGCUAGGAGAGCUGCGGAAGAAUUCCCGCUUCACAGACUGCUGCCUGUUGGUAGGUGGCCAGGAAUUCCGGGCUCACAAGGCCAUUUUAGCAGCUCGCUCUCCAGUUUUCAGAGCCCUGUUUGAACAUGACAUGGAGGAGAGCAAAAGGAACCGUCUUGAGAUCCAUGACCUGGAGCCACAAGUCUUCAAGGCAAUGAUGGACUUCAUUUACACCGGAACAGCACCAGACCUGGACAGCGUGGCAGAUGCUGUGCUGGCAGCUGCUGACAGGUAUGGCCUGGAGCGUUUGAAGGUCAUGUGUGAGGAUGCCCUCUGCAGGGACCUCUCUGUGGAGAAAGCUGCCCACACUCUCUUCCUGGCUGACUUCCACAGCGCAGGGCAGCUGAAAACCCAGGCACUGGAUUUCAUUACAGCUCAUGCCUCUGAGGUCUCUGAGACCUCAGGCUGGAAGGCAAUGGUGGGCUCAUAUCCCAACUUAGUGGCUGAAGUAUACCGCUCCUUGGCUUCUGCUAACCGCCCUCUCCUGGAGCCCCCGCUCAAACGCCUGAAGAAUUCCUAG
Molecule: messenger RNA, 1149 nt
Organism: Peromyscus eremicus (cactus mouse)
Lineage: Eukaryota; Metazoa; Chordata; Mammalia; Rodentia; Cricetidae
Product: speckle-type POZ protein-like
Exons: 2
Coding region: 1-1149 (382 amino acids)
Biological process (GO): regulation of proteolysis; proteasome-mediated ubiquitin-dependent protein catabolic process
Cellular component (GO): nucleus; cytoplasm
Molecular function (GO): ubiquitin protein ligase binding
Source: RefSeq, a predicted model, not a curated record